UUUUCGGUCAGUCCCGUUUGACGGUCGCGUCAGAGAGCAUUAAUUUUUCAUCGCGAGUUUGCAUUUCCUAAAAGUAUAUGCACAAAAUACGACGAAAAAAUAAUCUGCCAACAAGCCGAACUGGGAAUAUCCACUGUGUAACUAGAGAUUGUUCUAUUAGUAAGAAUGCCUGCUGGAUAAUCGACCACGGAAGUGACAACAGGCGAAAAUUUUACACUGCGUACUAGUUCGUGCAGGGGUUGGUAGAGGUGGCGUGUCGUCUCGACUCCAACCAGCAAGGCGAGGAGGAUUCGCGUCCAACACAUCCGGAGAACACCGGGUGACAGUGCUGCUGAGCGAAAAAAAAGUUGAGUGUGCGGCAAACAAGCUUCUGUCGAUCGUCGUCAUCGAUAGAAAAAGAAAAACAGUGCAACACGUCGUGACAUUUUCUUCGUUUUCCCUUCUCGAGCUGCUCUCCGUGUUAAAUCGUGCUUUUGUUAUUAUUCCUUUGCUGGCGUGCAGAAAAUACUCGAGAAGAAAGCAGCAGUAGCAGGAAAGAAAGAGUUUCCCCCCGCGGGAUAUAAAUAGUACGCGGGAGUCAAUCGGAUAUACCGGGCAAUUCUGUGCAGGAGCAGCAACAACGGUUGCCGUUCGGCGCUCGGCUAGAGGUAGACAACAGACGACGCAGAUCUCCAGGCGCUUUCCCCAGAUACCAACAGCACAGCACGAUCGCGAGUAUGUCGGGAACGACAGGGAAGCGUAAGGAAAUUUACAAAUACCUGGCACCAUGGCCACUGUACUCGAUGAACUGGUCGGUCCGGCCGGACAAACGCUUCCGGUUGGCGCUCGGUAGUUUCGUAGAGGAGUACAACAACAAAGUGCAGAUUAUCAGUCUCGAUGAGGAUACGAGCGAGUUUAGUGCUAAGAGCACGUUUGAUCACCCGUACCCCACGACCAAGAUCAUGUGGAUUCCGGACUCGAAAGGUGUCUUUCCUGACCUGCUGGCCACCAGCGGAGACUAUCUGCGAGUUUGGCGUGCUGGCGAACCGGACACCCGGCUGGAGUGUGUCCUGAACAACAACAAAAACAGUGACUUUUGUGCCCCGCUCACUUCGUUCGAUUGGAACGAGGUCGACCCGAAUCUGGUUGGAACUUCAUCGAUCGACACGACCUGCACCAUCUGGGGACUGGAGACGGGUCAACCGUUGGGCCGAAUCAAUCUGGUAUCCGGUCAUGUCAAAACUCAGCUCAUUGCACACGACAAAGAGGUGUACGAUAUUGCAUUUUCUCGUGCUGGCGGCGGUCGGGAUAUGUUUGCCUCGGUGGGAGCGGACGGAAGCGUUCGAAUGUUCGAUCUGCGUCAUCUGGAACAUUCGACUAUUAUUUACGAGGAUCCGGCGCAUACGCCGCUGUUGCGACUGGCCUGGAACAAACAGGAUCCAAACUAUUUGGCCACGGUCGCGAUGGAUUCGUGUGAGGUUAUCAUAUUGGAUGUAAGGGUUCCCUGCACUCCGGUGGCAAGAUUGAGCAAUCAUAGGGCUUGUGUGAAUGGAAUCGCUUGGGCACCGCACAGCUCCUGUCACAUUUGCACCGCGGGCGAUGACCAUCAGGCACUGAUUUGGGACAUUCAGCAGAUGCCACGACCGAUAGAAGAUCCGAUUUUAGCCUACACGGCAGCCGAAGGGGAAGUAAAUCAAAUUCAAUGGGGAGCUACGCAACCCGAUUGGAUUGCCAUCUGCUACAAGACGGCCUGUGAGAUUUUAAGGGUUUAAAAAGUUUCAACUUCACGCUAUUGUACAUAUGAAGACUGAUUUGAGCUUGUUUUCUUUACUCUCUAAUGCAUGCUUAUCUCUCACUUCUGCGGAGCUUCCAAUGUCACUUUCAGUAGCCACUUUUAUCAUGUUUAACAUUAACACAGCAGUGCAAGUGCCCCUGUUUAUUUGUACAUAUUAGGCGCAACGUUCUCAGCUAAAAACCGAUCUUCAAACAAUCAUUGAAAUAACCACAAUCGCGAGAUAACGCAAACAACGGAAGUCUGUGGUCAGUUGUUCCGCAAUCUUGCCUGCAACCAAUCGUACUUUUGUUUAGGGCUCCAAUCAGUGUCACCGUGGUCAACCGGUAGUUUUCCUUGACUGUAAUCAAGUUGCACUUGCAACAGCACAUUUAGCGGCCUAUAUAGCCAAUCAGAAAACAAACAAAAACGAGCAACAUUCUUGUGUUCAUGCAUCGGUCUAACAGAAGAGACGAGUGGUCGUGGCAGCGGCUUUCACGUUUUGUUUUAGGUUCGCCGCGUGAAUCAUUUUCGGUGUCGGUUGCCACCAGAAGAUGGAACAGAAGAAAAUAAUAAACUGCAAAUUGCAUAAAAACACAAACAAGUAAUACAAAUAAAAAAAAACAAUUAGUUUUAAGGUAGUUUUAGAGGGAAAAAUAACAGAACAUAACUUAUACAAUAGAAAUACACACAGUUGUCAACUGUGUCUAACUGGUCUGCAUUGGUACUUAUUCACAGACUAACAGGCAUAGCACUUAGAACUUAUUUUAGAGUGCAACUUUUUGUCUUCACCUGAUCAUAUACACUAACCCGGGUUAGAAUUAACAGUUCUCGAAUAUGUACGGUAAGCUAUCCAGUACAUGGCAAGUGAUGGCAACGCUGUUAGUGGCGAUUAUCCCAACAAGCGAAUUUCUGUUUUUAAGUGAACGACGAAAAACAAAGAGUGUUGUGCCUGUUAGUAUGUUACUUAAUUUUCUAAGUUUACUGUACACAAUACAAUAAUAAAAAUACAUUUUUAUGAGAGUAACCUUGAAUCGUAACACUAAAUGCUAACUUCUAUGAAUGAUCAUUUUAUUAGGACCAUAAUAAACACAAGAAACGAACAA
Messenger RNA from Topomyia yanbarensis, 2856 nucleotides. RefSeq names its product DDB1- and CUL4-associated factor 7 (gene wap). Gene Ontology annotation, cellular component: nucleus. The coding region runs from base 717 to 1751 and encodes 344 amino acids. Lineage: Eukaryota; Metazoa; Arthropoda; Insecta; Diptera; Culicidae. The transcript is spliced from 4 exons. The record is from RefSeq and is a predicted model, not a curated record. Gene Ontology annotation, molecular function: protein binding.